Messenger RNA from Symbiodinium natans, 822 nucleotides. NCBI's taxonomy places the organism in Eukaryota, Dinophyceae, Suessiales, Symbiodiniaceae. The record is from the annotation of a GenBank genome assembly.
AUGGUCUUGAAGACUGUGGGACCGUCCGUAGGUAGCGACGACCACAGUCGCGGUUCCAGCGACGACGCGCACAAUGUCAGCAAGCUUUCAACGCUGGAUGAACUGACACCACUGUUCCUUGCAUGGUAUUCAGCCGAGAUGGCUUACAUGAACGCAUCGCCCUUGAGCGGCAGCGAGGAUCCGUUCAAGGCGAGCAUUGGCAUGCAGCCUUUGACAGGCUCAUGCGGUGAGGCCAGGCGGGCGGCAAGCCAUCUGCUUGCCAUGCCAUGUGCGUUACGUGGCUGGACCCAUGAUCCCCGUCAGUCCACGUCAUCCUCGUCCAUGAAGUUCCAUGACAGUCGCAUCGACAAGUCAGCCCUUGACAAGAUCGAGCACAAGGAUCGCAUCCUGAGAUUCCUACUCGACGUCCAUGCCCGCAAGCGGCCGCACCGAAAGCGGACCGAGGCGCUGCUGUCGUUGUUGCUGGAGGUGGACAGCUGGCAGAAGGCCUUCGCAGAAGACCAGGACCUUGAGGCAGCGAUCGCACAGUUCCGCCGCGCGGAGGAGGGCAAUCAGGCCCAGGAGCUGACGGCCGAGGAGGAGGAGGAAGCCCAGGAGGACCUGCGAAGCCUCUCCACACUGUGGCGGGAUGACGUCGAAGAGAAGCUCGCCGCAGCCGCAGCGCGUGGCUCCAUUGGCGUGCUUCUGGUGCGGGUCGUGGCCGCCUACAACCUGAUCAACGCAGACUGGUUCAGUCUGUCCGAUCCCUACGUGAAGGUGAAGGUGGGCCGGCAAAAGCAGACCACCGCCGUCGUAGACGACUGCCUGGAAGCAUGGCUUUGA